UCUCCUGUGGAGCGAAUGUGCUUUGCUUCAUGCUAUCUGGCGCACUGGUGGUAUCUGCAUUCGCCACCAUCAUCAUCAACAAGACAAGAAAAUGGAGGUCAGAGCGUAGGUUGCACAAUAUAAAUGCUAGCAAAUGUGUAUCUCUAAAAGAAGAGUGCCAGUCUUCAUCGCUGACAAGCUGAUAUAAACAGAUAUUCUGUUUGAAAAGUAGUGUCUCUCUGCUAUGGAGGAGAGUGUGAGCCCUGAGCUGGCUCAAGCCCCAGAGCCUGAGUCCAGCCAGGAUCCAGUGGAUACCAGCUCACAAGAACCAACAUCAGUUUCAGAAGUCAAAGAUCAAAAAGACCAAGGUUAUGUUGGUGAAGAUAAAGUAGAGGAUCCUGAAAAAUCCACCAAGCCCUCUUGUGAGUUUAAGAAGACUUGGGGCUUUCGUCGGACUACCAUUGCUAAGAGGGAAAUCCCAGGAGAGAUGGCUGUAGAGACCCCAGAGGGCAAAGGUGCCCCGGUGCGUCGCAGCGGUAGGCAGGCUAAGCGCACUGAUAAACUGGAAGAGUUUCUGGUCACUGUAAAGCGUGGAAGAGGAACGGGAAGAAGGAGUGGUCCCUCACGGCUUGAGGGGGGGGAUCCUCCAUCUCAGACCCCAACCGAUGCCGAAACGGCCUCCGAAGCCAGCUUUGAUGGGAACGCUGAGGCCAAAACAGAGGAACAGAAAGUGGCCUCACCACAGAAAAGGAAACGGGGCCGAGGAAGGACAAGGAGAGCGGUCAAGCCUAAAGCAGGUGGUGAUUCACACAGUGAAGACGGCAGCUCUGAAAACGAGGAGGAUGCUGGAGGUGAAGUAACAAAAGAGACUCAAGAAAAUGUUGAGACUGGGGCCAGUGUUGAAGAUGGAAAGGAUGAGGAAUCAAAAGAUGAAGAACAAGCAAUGGAUGUGAAGAAAGAGGGGGAAGAUGGGGAGGAGGAGAAGGGUAAGAGCGAAGAGAAGUCCUCAAACGAGUCCAUAAAUAGACAUCCUACCAGGGCAGUCAGUAAAGACUUUAAAAAAGACACUAAACCCAAAUCAGAAGCAAAGCUUCGCAAAGAGAAUGAUGAAGAUGAUGAUGAUGAUGAAGAGUCACCGUCCAGUGAAUCCGACAGUGACGGUUAUGACCCUAAUGCACUAUACUGCAUCUGCAGGCAGAAACACAACAAGAGGUUCAUGAUCUGCUGUGAUCGCUGUGAGGAGUGGUUUCAUGGCGACUGCGUUGGUAUCACUGAAGCGCGAGGCCGACUGAUGGAGAGAAAUGGAGAGGACUACGUCUGUCCUAACUGCAACACACAGAAGGGACAGAUUCCCAAGGCCAAUGCAUCCUCUGCAGCUGCAGAUAAUGGCAAACGAUCAGUAGUUGGCCCUCGUAAAACCGAGUCCAGUCCUGUUGCAGGCAGCACAUCAGCUACAUCAAAUACUGCUGCAGCUGCUACAGAGGAGAAAGCUGCUGAUGACCUGGGCAUUAAGGGCAGGAUCGAGAAGGCUACCAAUCCCAGUGGGAAAAAGAAAAUAAAGAUUUUCCAGCCGCAGGUGACUGCAGCCGAGGAGUCUUCUCUCCCAAAGUGCAUCGGCCCUGGAUGUGAGAGAGAUGCCCUUCCCGACACCGUCUAUUGUGGGAAUGACUGCAUACUCAGACACGCUGCAGCCGCCAUGAAGACCAUCACCACAGAUGGAAAAGACUCCAAGCAGAAAGAAAGGGGCAAGCCCAAAAAGACCACAAAUAAAUCGCUGCAUAAGAAGGGUUCUGGCACUGAAAGAAGAUCCUCUAACCAAGCUGACAAGAAGGAAUCGGAGUCUGAGACUGAGAAAGAUGAGGAUGGCGAUGAUGAAGAUAAGCAUGCAGAGGAGCAUCCGCCUCCGCCAGCCAUGUCAUCCUGGUCCAGUGACCAUAAUUACAUUGCAGUAACGCCAGAAAAGGCUACACCCUUAUCAGCAUCUGUGUUAAACAAAGCGUCAGCUGCCCAAAAAGACAAAGAAAAGGAAGUCAAUGAAGAAGUCAAACCACAGAAGGAAACUCCAUCUGCUGACAAGAAAGCUCCUGCUUUAAAUGUCGCUCCCAAAGGUGGGAAGAAGUCUCCUGGCUCAAAAGGCAAAGGACCUGCUGCCACCUCUUCUCCUACCAAAGGCAAAACAAGUACAGCAUCUUUGAGCAGUGCCAGAGACUUGAGGAAACAGCCCCCACUACAAGGCAAAUUGAACAAGUCCAAGAAGCCAGGGACUCCACCUCCACCAAUUCCAGUCAUACUGCCGUCAGCCCCUACUGGAUCUCGGCUCCAUGCCUCUGGAGCUCUCCGAGUGGGUAAAAGCACCUUUACCAUACCCAAAAAGCAACCACAGACUGUGCCAAAGGAAUCUGCAGAGGCUGGUCCUUCUCCAGUUUCUAGAACCCCACCCUCACCAAUGUCAUCCACUCAGUCCAUCCAUCACCCAGUGUCUAAACCAACCCAACCUCCACCACCCACUGCUCCACCACAGCCACUCCCCAACAACCAGAUGAGAUCCAACAUCAGACGGUCACUGACUGAUAUCCUGUACAAAAGGGUGAGUGACAGUGAUGAUCUGUCCAUGUCUGAGAAUGAAGUGGGAAAGUUGGCGGUCAGCAUUGAGAAAGAGAUGUUUAACCUUUAUCUUAACACUGAUAACAAGUACAAGAACAAAUACCGGUCCCUUAUGUUCAACCUGAAGGACCCAAAAAACAAGGGCCUUUUCUAUCGUGUGGUUGGUAGUGAGAUCAGUCCUUUCAGGCUGGUAAGGUUGAGUCCAGAAGAACUUCUUUCCAAGGAGAUGUCAGAUUGGAGAAAGACCGAGAUCUCUGAGGAUAUGGUUGUGAGUGGGAGAUCCCAGCCAGGACAGCCCAAAACUGGAUCCAGACAAGAAGGUGCACCCCCAGAUGUAGACAUGGAGGAAGCUCCUCCAAUGUCUGAUGGAGAUGUAUGUAUGCCUGCCACUUCCCAAUCUCCCUGCUUGGCUUCUGCUGCUGAUCCCCAGGAGGACACACGGCCUACUUCUGCACCACAAGCCUCAAUCUCUACUGGGAAGGGCAGUGCAAUGCCAGAUAUCUUCAGUAGUAUGCUGAAAGACACUACAGCAGAGCACAGGGCUCAUCUGUUUGACCUAAACUGCAAGAUCUGUACAGGUCAGAAGUCUGCUGAUGAUGAACCACCGUCCAAAAAAAACAAAAUGUCUAUCCCUAAAAAGCCAGAGCCACCUAUUAAAUCUAAACCAGAGCCAAGGCCCUCUAAAGCUCCAGCUGUAGAACCUUCCCAAGUCUCGUCUUAUUCUGGUGUUGAGAUGGCUGUACUUGGUACUAUGACUGUGACUGAAGAUCCAAGCAGUGUCGUGCCAGUUGUCCAGGCCCCAGUCACUGCAGCUGUACCAGCAGUCUCCUCCGUUACAAUAACGCGAAGGGAUCCUCGAACUGCAGGUCACCGGUCAUCUCUGCCUGUGUCUCAGACUGGUCCUGAUAUUAAUAUUCCUACAAUGCCAGCCGCUCUCCCUGUUUUGGAGCCUGCGGCUGUUGAAACAAAGGGUCCAUUGCCUAUGCCCCCUGCCGCCCCAGCAUCUGUACCCAGACCAGUGAUGCAAAAACCAGGCUCUUCACAAGAUGUGCGGCACUACGGGUCCAAUACUGCCAGCAGUGCAUCACAACCCCCUCCUGAGGGUGAAACAGCUUUGUUCUUGUCUGGUCAGGAGAUGAUGUGGAAAGGGCUCAUAAACAUGCACACUGUUGCCAAGUUCGUCACGAAAGCCUACAUGGUUUCUGGAUCAUUCGAACAUAUUAAGGAGGACUUGCCUGACACCAUUCAUAUUGGCGGAAGAAUAUCACCACACACUGUGUGGGAUUAUGUGGGAAAGCUGAAGACUUCACUGUCAAAAGAACUCUGUCUCAUUCGUUUUCAUCCAGCGACUGAAGAGGAGGAGGUGGCGUAUGUGUCUCUGUUUUCUUAUUUCAGUAGCCGUAAGCGGUUUGGGGUAGUGGCUAACAGUAACAAGCGCAUUAAAGACCUCUACCUUAUACCUCUGAGCUCAAAAGACCCAUUGCCUGCAAAGCUCCUACCAUUUGAUGGACCAGGACUGGAGCCAGCUCGUCCCAAUCUCCUCUUGGGGUUGUUGAUUUGCCAGAAAGACAAGAAGCGUCCUGGAGCCCCUCUAGAGAAUGAGGAAAAACGUUCUAAAACUCUAAGGGACGAUGAAACAGGCCUUCCAAAACCAUCCAUUGUUGGUAAAUUUGAAAUUAAACAGGACAAAGGUCUUCGAUCUAGUCUUGAUGCCAUCAGCACAACUCCCCCAGACACCCCACCACCCCUCAAUGCCUCUGAGACUUCAAGUUCUGUUGCAACUUCUGUGUUUUCCAUCCUCUCCUCUGUGAAAACAUCUGGCGUCACCACUAGCACUGGCAAUAAUUCUCCAUCUUCCAAAGUCACUGCAGUCUCUUCCACACCGCUUCAGACCAUCCUGAAAACACUUUUUGGUAAGAAGCAGCAAGAUUUUGAUGUCUCGUUGUCACCUUCAGACCAAAGUGCUGGAGAUGUCUCUGUGCCUUCUGUGUCUCUGCUAGACCCAAUUGUACAGCAGUUUGCAAUAAGCAAGUGUAAAGAUGUAGAUGUACAGGAUGACCGACCAUAUGAUCCUGAGGAAGAAUAUGACCCAACUGUUGGCUAUGGUACAGAAAAAAUCCACGAUACAACAAAAGUGUCUGCAGCAAUUAAGCCAGCAGGGGUCUCCUCUGGUGUAGUGGAUGACAUUGCUUAUGACCCUGAGGAUGACUCUAUUUUUGAUGAUGUUGGGGUAGAUCCAGGUGCUAAGAAAUUAACUGAGCAACAGAAAGUGCUUGAAAACAACAAACAAAUUGAGGAACAGAAACGACAGUUAGAGGGGCAUGAGGAAUUAUUUCAUCAACAAAUACCAGAGACUUUGAUUUCUCAGCCAUCUCUGUUGGCUAACAGUCAGUUGUUGCAGCUUGGUAAAAAGGUUGAGGAAUUAGUGGCAAAUAGCUCAGCUGCUCCGGUUGUUAACCAGAGAAGAGACCCAAGGCAGAGUAGAGACCCUAGACAGGCAGCUGUAAAUAGAAGACAGACGUCUGAUUCUAUGGAGAAAGAGGAGCAAUCUCCUGUUACUACAGAUAAAUCUCCACAGCAAGUAGCAGUGAUAGAGACAACAUCAUCACAAGCCUGCACAAUCACAGACACUCAAGCAACACAGCUGGAAAAUACUGUUGAUACACCAGCAGGGCAACCUACGAUAACCACACACACGCACCUAUCGCAAGUCACUGCCACUUUGGAUUCUCAACAAGUGCAGCCUGCCAUUCUGAAACCAGAAGCAUCCAAGCCUGAGGAGGAGAGCAAAAGUGAAGUGGUGCCUUUUCUCAGUACAGAGACCAAUAUUUCAGAGAGUACAGAGGUUUCUAUUCCAUUAUUAGGGGAGAAGAUCGACCCCGAGUUAGUUGAAUGCUAUAUGGAAAAUGAACCUGUGGAGGAACCCAAAAUGAGCGAUGAACCCACUGAAUCUGAAAGUAAAAGUUUUGAGGAGGUUUGGCCUAAUUCUGCAAGUAUUUUAAAAGCUGAUCAAGUUUCAUCCAGUGGACAGCCAAUUGAGUCCACUGCAACCACAUAUUACAACAUUUCAACAAUCAGUACAUCAUCAUCUGCAUCUAAACACUCAAGGAUGCCACAAGAUAUCAUCCAGGAUGAGUCAUCUUAUAUGGAUUCUCACAGUUCCCAUAUACAACACAUAACGACAACAAACCCUCCUAACAUUCGAUCCCCAAUGUCCUUUCCUCCCCCUAUUGGGCCUCCACCCAUUCUUGGUCCACCUCCAUUGCAAGGCCCACCACCAAUGACUGUCCCACUACCCAUGCAUCUCCCUCCUCCAAUGUCAGGGCCACCACCAAUGCAGAUUCCCCCAAUGCAAGGUCCACCUCCACCUCUCGGAGGAAAUGAUCCCACUAAGUAUUCACCACCUGGAUCAUAUCCGCCUUACCAGAAUCAGUGGGGGAGCAGUUCUCAGUAUGAUGCUCCAAGAGGUCCAGCCCCCCCUAAUUUUACACCAAGAGGACCACCUCCAUUCCAACCAAUAGGUCAGAGAGGACCUCCUCCUCAGAUAUUUGAUAAUUCUAUGAAUUCAAUGCACCCUCAGCAUGUCAGACCAAGAGGCCCACCACCAGGGCCGCCACCACCCCCUCCCAACUUUGAUGGACAAAGAUUUAAUGGGCCUCCACCUGCUUUUAACUUCUCUGGACCUAGAGGCCCACCUCCAACAUUCCCAGGCCCCCCUUCAAAUCACUUUGAUAAUAGAGCCCCACCACCAUCCCACUUCCCAGGACCAAGAGGACCGCCUCCACCUCAUAACAUCGGGGACCAUAGACUGCCGUCUAAUAUGUCAAGAGUACCUGGUGAUAAAUAUAACGAUGCUGGAAGCUCAUAUCAUCAGGGAAUAGAACAACCCCAAAUACCCUCACAAGGGCCUCCUUUUAGGGGUCCACCACCAAACCACUUCGAAGGACGAAGAGGACCCCCUGGUCCUACAGGAGAUUUGUCGGGACAGAGAUUUACACCUCCAAACCAGUUUCAUGGUUCACCUCAACACAGAGGGUCAUUUGAGGAACCACGGGGGAAUUCGUCUCAAGACUUUGAAAGGCACUGUGGACCAUCAGUGCAGCAGUUUGGAGGGCCAAGAGGUCCUCCACCAGGACAUUUUGAUAAGGAAGCUGUCAGCCAGCCAGAACAAUAUAGUUAUAAUGAUGAUAACCCAAGUGAUAUUAGGCCUGUUCGUGGGCCUCUGCUUCCAACACCUACUGAUGGUCCCAUCCCAGUACAGGGCCGUGUAGGUGGGCACAGUCCAGACACCUACCGUGAUGACCAUUGGAGGCGGCAUUCCCCUGAAAUGAGGCGGCGAAGCUGCUCCACCAGAGAUAGUUCAGAGCCUCACAACCGUCCAAGUAGGUUUGAUGGUGGGUCACGUGACAGAGAUGUCCCCUCACGAUUGUUUGAAGAGAGGCAGUGUGAUUUGUCUGAAGACAGAAGGAGAGAGAGAGAUCGAGAAGCGCCACAUGGUGGGAGAUCAUGGGGCUGGAACAGGGAACAUGAGUGGGACAGAGGCAGAGAAAGGGAUCGUGAAAGAGAACAGAGCAGAGAAAGAGAGCGGGGUCGCAGCCGGGAAAGAGAAAAAGAGCAUAGCAGAGAGAGGGAUCGCAGUAGGGGCCGAGAGUCUGAGCGACACAGAGAUGGAGAUGGAGACAAGAGGAGAGAACGGGAUCGAGACAGAGACCGAGGCAGGGAGAGAGAGCAGGAUAGAAAAGACCAUGAUCGAGACAGAGCCAAGAACAGAGACCGAGAUCGAGACAGCAGGGACAGAAGAAGAGAUCGCUCAAGGAGUCGUGAACGAGAACGUGGAAAAGACCGUGACAGAAGAGAUAGGGGAAGAGACCGGGACAAAGAGAGAAGGAAGGAGAAAGACAGAGACAGACGGGACAGGAGCAAAGAAAAGAAUGAUUACAAAAGAGAAAGAUCUGACAACUCAAGGGCAAAGUCUACAGACUCUGAAACUGCAUCAUAAAAAUCAACAAUCUUGGAAGGACAUGUUUCUGAAUGUUUUUUUGGGGGUUUUUUCUUCUAAAUUUUGUGGAUUUGAAAGUUGUGCUUGAAACUCCCUUUUUGUACUCUUCUUGCUGAAUAUUUUAUCCUUUUUACAUUUAAAGUAAUUAAUGUUGAUAACAUCUUUAGGUGUACUUCUUAUGUGAUAAUUUUGUCAGCACAAAAUACACUCUCCCUGUACUGCUAUUUUACAAAAGAAAGUGAAAAAAGUAACAAAAUAAACCAAUACAUGUAAAUAUGUAUAUAUUUGUGUAUAUACCGGUACGUUUUAACUACUUUGUUUUUCUAAAUAGAGAAAUCGUAAGCCAUAUAGGUUUAAAAAAUAUAUGGAAAUGGUCUUCAGAAGAAGAAAGUCUUUGUAUGGUUAAAGCUUAUCCAGCAUUUAAUGAAUGUGUCCAUAGGCUAUUGUUAAUGAUCUUGAAGCCACUCCAGAUUACGGUGAUCAAAUAAAUCCUCUGUGAUUAUAAUGAA
This is a messenger RNA of Myxocyprinus asiaticus (Chinese sucker), 8091 nucleotides long. RefSeq names its product death-inducer obliterator 1-like. The transcript is spliced from 17 exons. The record is from RefSeq and is a predicted model, not a curated record. Lineage: Eukaryota; Metazoa; Chordata; Actinopteri; Cypriniformes; Catostomidae. Gene Ontology annotation, cellular component: nucleus. Bases 224 to 7582 code for a protein of 2452 amino acids. Gene Ontology annotation, biological process: apoptotic signaling pathway; DNA-templated transcription.